AUGUUGAAACGAUAUAUGAGCAGCAGUUUUAUUAAUGGUAUUAGGAGCAGAAAUAUUAGUGGAUGCAAUAACAUUGUUAAAAGGGAGAAUAAUAAUAAUAUUAUUAUUAUCACACUAAAUUCAUUAUCAAGAAUAGCCAAAAUAAAAACCAAUGCUCAACGAAAUUUCUCUACCACUCGCACAACAAACUCGCAUAUUGGUCGAGCACCGAUUCUCUAUCCACCGGAAGUGACAUUAACGCAUGACCCAACUCCAAUAAAAAGACCAAGGGUACCAAGCGAACUAAAUUCCACCAUGCUAACAAUCAGUGGUCCACUUGGAACUCACACGUUGCCUAUUAAACCGUAUAUUCGCCUUAAUUUUGUAAAACCGAUUUUAAUCGAUGGCGUUAGAGAGCAGGUCGUCUCCAAUUCACAAAUCUUAGAAUCAAAAUUAACAAUAACUGUAGAAGACCCACGUGUGAAAGAACAGAAAACAAUGUGGGGCACUACACGCGCCUUAAUAGCAAAUUACGUGAUCGGUGUAAGUGAAGGUUUCCAAGUCCCGUUGCGUCUCGUCGGGGUAGGAUACCGUGCUAACAUGGAGGAAGCGAGAAAACUGGUAUUACGCGUUGGAUUCGCGCAUCCAGUAGAAUUAGAAGUCCCCGAGGGUAUUACCUGUCACACACCUUCGCCGACGCGUAUCGUGCUGAGCGGAACAGAUUGGCGAGAGGUGAAACAAUUUGCGGCUAAUAUUAGAAAGUGGCGGAAACCGGAGCCUUACAAUCAAAAAGGCAUUUUUGUGGGUGAUGAGACUAUCAAAAAGAAACUUUCGAGAAAAAAAUAA
Molecule: messenger RNA, 825 nt
Organism: Ambispora leptoticha
Lineage: Eukaryota; Fungi; Glomeromycota; Glomeromycetes; Archaeosporales; Ambisporaceae
Source: the annotation of a GenBank genome assembly